Serinus canaria (Common canary) is the source of this 3855-nucleotide messenger RNA. RefSeq lists its product as uncharacterized. The transcript is spliced from 9 exons. Lineage: Eukaryota; Metazoa; Chordata; Aves; Passeriformes; Fringillidae. The annotation marks the transcript as partial. The record is from RefSeq and is a predicted model, not a curated record.
UUCCUGCGUGUCCCCAACUGUCACCUGGGCGUGUUUGUCACCCAGAGUGUCCCUGGAGUGUACCCAGUGGCCAUGGAGCCCCUCGAGCUGUCCUCGGCCCUGCUGCAGCCACAGGUCACCGUGGUGGCCAUCCUGGGUGAGCUGGUGACCACCCUGCCCAGUCAGGACAAGAUGCUGUUCUGGUCUCCAAGCUGCCUGUACUGGGACCUGGAGUUCUUCACCAGGGAGCUCUGGCUCACCCUGUACCGCAUUGAUGACCCCUGGUGGCGCCAAGAUGUCACCUCCGAUGGUGAUGACCCUCCCACCUCCCUGAGCCAGGCCCUGGCCGCCUACAAGAGCAUCCCAUGGAUCGCCUGGUUAGCUGCAGGAUGUGCUGCCGGUGAGUGGCUGUGUUCAGUGUCUGCGCUUGUGAACAGGUGGGCCAGGCUGGCCAGGGCAGCCACCGAGCUCCGCAGCGCCUGGAGGGAGGUGGCCAACAAGGCGGCCGAUAGGGCGGCCACUGCCACCCCCUGGGCCAGGGAGCUGCAGGCCGAGGCUGCCCGUUAUGGGACAGCUCAGGAAAACAGGGUGAAAGUGGGUCAGGCCCUGGGCGGGGAGGAGGGGGACGAGGUGGUGGCCAGGCAGGAAGCCCAGGUGAGGAGAGAGGCCAUGAUGGCUGCCAGCUGGGCAACAACAGCUACCAUGGAGAGACAGCAGAUGGAGGCGGCCCUGGGGCUGCUGGAGCGCUUGGUGGCUGCAUGUGACGAAGCCACUGUGUUUCCCCAGGAGCUGCAGCGUCUGCUCAGGGACACUCUGGCUGACCCGAAGGAGACAAAGAAGCAGUCCACCAAUGUCCCAGAGGACUUGGUGGAUGAGGCUGCGCAGCUGUGGGAGGCCAACACCCGCCUGGUCAAGGAUCACCUGCUGGGGACACUUCAAGACAUCAUCGACUUCUAUUUCACUGGUGCUCCCACACGCCUCAGUGCCUGUGAGGUGGCCGAGCGGUGCCAAAGAGCCAUCGAGGACAUCCCAAGGCUCGUUCAACCCCCGGAGCAUCCCCAGAGUGCCCCGAAAAUAUCCGCAGUGAGCAUGGAGCCCCAGAAGCUAUCCCCAGCCCUGCUGCAGCCACAGGUCACUGUGGUUGCCACCCUGGGUGAGCUGCUGGCCACCCUGCCCAGGUGGGAUGAGGAGAUGCUGCUGCCCAUGUCCCUACGGUGCCUCUACAGGGACCUGGAGGAAUUCACCGAGGAGCUCCAGUACAGACUGUACUGCACUGAUAACCCCUGGUGGCACCGCAGUGGCACCUUCGAUGAUGAUGACCUUCCCAUCUCCCUGAGCCAGGCCCUGGCUGCCUACAAGAGCACCCCAUGGACCUCCUGGAAGCGUGUGACAGUGGCGGCCAGUGAGUGGCAGGGGUCAGUGGCUGAGCUUGUGGACAGGUGGGCCCAGCUGGCUAGGGCAGCCACCGAGCUCGGCAACACCUGCAGGGAGGUGGCCAAUGAGGCGUCUGACAUGGUAGUCACCGCCACUGCCCAGGCCAGGGAGCUGCAAGACAAUGCUGCCCUUGAUGGGACAGCUCAGGAAAACAUGGUGGAGCUGGGUCAGGCCCUGGCCGGGGAGGAGGGGGCUGAGGUGGUGGCCAGGCAGGAAGCCUGGGUGAGGAGAGAUGCCUGGGUGGCUGCCAGCAAGGCAAGAAGGGCCACCAUGGUGAGACAGCGGGUGGAGGCGUCCCUGGGACUGCUGGAGCGCUUGGUGGCCGCGUGUGACGAAGCUGCUGCGUUCCCCCUGGAGCUGCAGCGCAGGGUUAGGGACAUCAAGGCUGCCCUGAAGGGGACAAAUGAGGCACCCACCAAUGUCCCCGAGGCCUUGGUGGCCAAGGUGGCCGUGGCCGAGCGGCUGUGGGAGGCCAAUGCCUGCCUGGUCAAGGAUCACCUGGCUGACACACUUUGCGACAUCUUUAACUUUGCUUUCGAUGGUGGUCCCUUCAUUCUCUGUGAGGUGGCCAAGCGGUGCCAAAGAGCCUUCGAGGACAUCCCAAGGCUCAUUCGACCCCCAGAGGAUCCCUGUGAUGUCCCCAAGGUGUUCCCAGUCAGCAUGGAGCUUCAAGAGCCACAGGUCAGCAUUGUGGCAGCCCUGGGCGAGCUGCUGGCCACCCUGCCCAGAGGGAGAGAGACGCUGCCCAUGUCCCAAGGUGCCUGCCCUGGCCGCCUACAAGAGCACCCCAUGGACCACCUGGGAUGUGUGACAAUGGCAGCCAGCAUGUGGCAGUGGUCGGUGUCAGUGCUUGGGAACAGCUGGGUCCAGCUGGCCAGGGCAGCCACCAAACUCCCCUACACCUGCAGGGAGGUGGCCACUGAGGCGGCCGACAUGGUGGCCACUGCCACUGCCUGGGCAAGAGAGCUGCAGGAUGAGGUUGCCCAUUAUGGGACUGGUCAGAAAAACAUGGUGGAGCUGGGUCAGGCCCUGGGCAGGAAGGAGGGGGCCGAGGCACUGAACAUGCAUGAAGCCUGGGUGUGGGAAGAGGCCAGGGAGGCUGCCAGCCGGGCAAGAAGGGCCACCAUGGUGAGACAGCGGGUGGAGGUGGCCCUGGGGCUGCUGGAGCGCUUGGUGGCCGCGUGUGACGAAGCCGCCAUGUUCCCCCGAGAGCUGCAGCGCAGGGUUGGGGACAUCGUGGCCACCCUGAAGGGGACAAAUGAGGCAUCCCCCAAUGUCCCUGAGGCCUUGGUGGCCAAGGUGGCUGUGGCCGAAUGGCUGUGGGAGGCCAACGCCCGCCUGGCCAAGGGUCAUCUGUUGGGGGCAGUUCCAGACACCAUCAAGUUCUAUUUCGAUGGUUGUCCCGACAGCCCCAGUGCCUGUGGGGUGGCUGAGAGGUGCCAAAGAGCCAUCGAGGACAUCCCAAGUCUCCUUCAUCCCCUGGAGUGUCCCCAAGGUGUCCCCAAGGUGUCCCCAGGGAGCAUGGAGCUCCAAGAGCUGUCCCCUCUACAGCUACAGGCACUUGUGGCCGUGGUGGCCACCCUGGGCGAGGUGGUAGCCACUGUGACCGGGCCACACAGGGAAAAGUUCCUGCAUGAGUCCUCUGACUCCCUGCAUGAGGACCUGAAGAAUUCACCCGGAGCCUUCAUGCGAUCCUGGACCACGGCGGUGUCACCUCCCUGGCCACCGUGUGUGAGAGCUGCAGCCAGUGCCUGGUGGGAGUUGGUGGCCAGGCUCGUGGACAGAUGGGACUGGCUGGCCAGGGUGGCCACCGAGCUCCAUGACAACCACAGGAAGGUUGUCAUGGAGCAGCACCUGUUGGGGGCCCUGGACAAGGAGGAGGUGGCCAGGGAAAUGGCCACACACGAUGCCCAGGUGGUGUCAGCCACCAAUGAGGCCAUGGCAGAGGCUGGGGUGGCCACCAGGAGAGGACAUUGGGCAGUGAUGGCCCUGGGGCUGCUGCAGCGCUUGGUGGCCACGUGUGACAGAGCCACCUUGUUCAACUGGAACAUGGAGUGCCAGCUCAAGGACAUCGAAGCCAUCCUGAAGGGGACAAAUGAGAUGUCCCCUGAUGUCCUCCAGGCCUUGGUGGCCAAAGUGGCCAAGUUUGAGGGCUCUAUCUCCUUCACAGCUGGAGGCAGUGGUGGCUGUGGUGGCCACCCUGGGCAACCUGUUAGCCGCCAUGACCAGGCCACACAGGGCCAAGUGCCUGCACAGUCCCCAAACUCCCUGCAUGAGGACAUGAGGAGACUCACCUGGAGCCUCUGUAGGACCGUGAACCACGGCAGUGUCACCUCCUUGGGCCACCCUGGUGUCCCCUCCCUGGGCCGGGCCCUGGCCACCCUCAGAGAAUCCUGGGACCACCUGGGCCGAUGUGACAGCUGUGACCAGCGCCUGGCAGAA